This is a messenger RNA of Seminavis robusta, 2985 nucleotides long. NCBI's taxonomy places the organism in Eukaryota, Bacillariophyta, Bacillariophyceae, Naviculales, Naviculaceae. The record is from the annotation of a GenBank genome assembly.
UCAUGAACAUGAAGUCACAUCGAGUCACAAUUAUGAAUAUAGUUUCAUCAGCGUUCUCUCAAGAGAAUCUUCUUCUGGCCGUCAACCGGUGUCAGGCAUUGAGUGGUUUUCAGCCACUUAGCAAUCCGCGUGUAACGUGCGUUGCCUCUCACUUGGUUUCCUCUGAAAGCUAUCAAGCCAGAACAUCGCACAGACAGAUUGCUGAUAGGCCACUUUACUACCUUACUGGAAUUUCAUUUGACGGCUACUACUAACUAACGAACAGCAGCAAGAUGGUGAACUUUACCGUGGAACAAAUGCGGUCCAUUAUGGACUUGAAGCACAACAUCCGUUCGAUGUCUGUGAUCGCUCACGUCGAUCACGGAAAGACAACAUUGACGGAUUCCUUGGUGCAAAAGGCUGGAAUUAUCUCUGCCAAGGCGGCUGGUGGUGCUCGUUACACCGAUACCCGUGCCGAUGAGGCCGAGCGUGGAAUUACCAUCAAGUCCACCGGUAUUUCCAUGUUUUUCGAGUACGAUGUGAAAGCUGGUGAGGUUGCCGGGCUUUCCGCGGUGGAUGAAGCUGCUCUGGCACAAGAGUUGAAGGAUAAACAGGAUGAUCAAGCCAACGUCCAGAUUAGCGAGAACUCGUACUUGAUCAAUCUUAUUGAUUCACCUGGUCACGUUGAUUUCUCUUCGGAGGUUACCGCUGCUUUGCGUGUCACUGAUGGUGCUCUCGUCGUUGUCGAUACCAUUGAUGGAGUCUGUGUCCAGACCGAAACCGUCCUUCGUCAGGCUAUUUCCGAGGCUGUCAUCCCUGUUCUCAUGGUUAACAAGGUCGAUCGUGCUUUGCUCGAAUUGCAGUUGCCUGCCGAAGAAUUGUACCAAGCUUUCUGCAGAGCCAUCGAGUCCGUCAACGUGAUUGUUGCUACAUACAACGACGAAAAGCUUGGUGAUUUGCAGGUCCACCCAACCAAGGGUACUGUUGCCUUUGGAUCCGGUCUUCACCAAUGGGCAUUCACCUUGAAGCGAUUCGCCAAGGACUACGGUGCCAAGUUCGGUGUCCCAGAGGAAAAAAUGAUGCACAAAUUGUGGGGUGACUGGUACUUUGAUGCCUCCCGUAAGGUCUGGACCACCGCUGACAAGAAUGGUUCCCUCGAACGUGCUUUUUGCCAAUUUAUCAUGACCCCCGUCACCACUCUUUUCGAAGCCAUCAUGGCCGAAAAACACGGAAAGGUCAAGAAGAUGUUGAAGGCCAUCAAGGUCGAGCUCAAGGGAGAAGAAAAGGAACUCGUUGGAAAGCCUCUUCUCAAGCGUGUCAUGCAAAAGUGGUUGCCUGCUGGUGACACUGUGUUGGAGAUGAUUGUGCUCCACCUUCCUUCCCCCGCCAAGGCACAAUCCUACCGUGUCGACAGUCUCUACGAUGGUCCUCUCGAUGACAAGACCGCCACUGCCAUUCGUACCUGCGAUACCUCUCCUGGCGCUCCUCUUUGUAUGUACAUUUCAAAGAUGGUCCCCACGUCUGAUAAGGGACGUUUCUACGCCUUUGGACGUGUCUUCUCUGGAACGAUCGCCACUGGACAAAAGGUCCGAAUCAUGGGUCCCAACUUUGUGCCUGGAAAGAAGAGCGAGCUUUGGAUCAAGAACAUUCAGCGUACUGUUAUCAUGAUGGGACGUUACACCGAACAGGUCGCCGAUGUCCCCGCCGGAAACACAUGCGCCCUUGUCGGUGUUGAUCAGUACUUGCUAAAGUCUGGAACUAUCGCCACCGAAGAGGAUGCUUGCUGUAUCAAGACCAUGAAGUUCUCCGUCUCUCCAGUUGUGCGUUGUGCUGUCGAGCCAAAGAACUCUGCAGAUCUUCCCAAGCUUGUGGAAGGUAUGAAGCGUUUGGCCAAGUCCGAUCCAAUGGUUUUGUGUUACACCGAAGAGUCCGGUGAACACAUUAUUGCUGCAUCCGGAGAGUUGCAUCUUGAGAUUUGUUUGCAGGAUUUGCAGAAUGAUUUCAUGGGAACCGAGGUUAAGGUUUCUGAUCCCGUUGUCUCUUUCCGCGAGACCUGUACCGCAAAGUCCAGCGAGACUUGUUUGGCUAAGUCCGCCAACAAGCACAAUCGUCUCUUUGUGGAAGCUGAAGGUAUGGGACCGGAACUUUGUACGGCUAUUGAUGAUGGUAUUGUGAAGGCGGGAGCAGACAACAAGCUCCAAGGACGUCUUCUUGCUGACGAUUUCGGUUGGGAUGUCACCGAGGCCCGUAAGAUCUGGGCUUUCGGACCUGACGGAACUGGCCCCAAUCUUUUCGUCGAUACCACAAAGGGAGUCAACUACUUGCUCGAAAUUAAGGAGUCGGUGGUCGGUGGAUUCGCCUGGGCUGCACAGAGUGGUCCACUUUGCGAGGAACAAAUGCGUGGAUGCCGUUUCAACUUGAUGGAUGUUGUUCUCCACGCUGAUGCUAUCCACCGUGGUAUGGGACAAAUCAUGCCUACUUCCCGCCGUGUUUGCUUCUCGUCGAUGAUGCUUGCCGAGCCUUUGCUCCUCGAACCCGUCUACUUGUGUAAUAUUUCCGUUCCACAAGAUGCUAUGGGUAACGUCUACGGUGUGCUCACCCGCCGUCGUGGUCACGUGUUCACUGAAGAGCAAAAGCCGGGAACUCCCCAGAUGACAUUGCUGGCAUACUUGCCCGUCAUGGAGUCUUUCGGUUUCACCGCCGACUUGCGUUCACAUACCGGAGGAAAGGCAUUCCCACAGUGCUCGUUCGAUCACUGGGAACCCAUGUCUGGAUCCCCCUUCGAUGCCGGCACCAAGACCAAUGAGACUGUCCUUGCGGUUCGAAAACGUAAGGGUCUUGCUGAAGGUGUUCCCGAGCAAAAGAAGUACCUCGACAAGCUUUAAACAUGCCCUGCAUAAAACGAAAGAGAAAAUGGGGGCUGCUUUAUGGCUCGUAUCGCGUAUAAUGAAAUAAAGAUAGUAUUGAACGAAAUAAAAGAUAGUAUUUAAAAAAUGUGCCCGAAUC